This is a messenger RNA of Vespula vulgaris, 6629 nucleotides long. Its product is annotated as mannosyl-oligosaccharide 1,2-alpha-mannosidase IA-like. Gene Ontology annotation, cellular component: Golgi membrane; endoplasmic reticulum. NCBI's taxonomy places the organism in Eukaryota, Metazoa, Arthropoda, Insecta, Hymenoptera, Vespidae. The record is from RefSeq and is a predicted model, not a curated record. Gene Ontology annotation, biological process: carbohydrate metabolic process; N-glycan processing. Bases 1584 to 3485 code for a protein of 633 amino acids. The transcript is spliced from 10 exons. Gene Ontology annotation, molecular function: mannosyl-oligosaccharide 1,2-alpha-mannosidase activity; calcium ion binding.
UCUCCCGUGCUCUCAGUGGUGUUUCGGACGCGGACGAGAGUGGAUGUGUAUAAUUCGUUGUCUCUCUCUUUCUCUCCUUUUCGUCGUCGUCGUCCUCGUCGUCGUCAUCAUCGUUCUCGUUCUCCCUUGAGAAUUGAUAAAACGCAUUUUCGAACGUUUUUAACAACAAUAGACAUUUAUCCAUUGUUCAUUAACUUAGUUUACUAGUGUAAAUGUGCGUCGAUAUAUUUUCGUUAUAAUGUGUAUUUCUCGUAUCUAGCGAUAGAAAAAAAAAAGGAAGAAGAAGGAGAAGAAGAAGGAGAAGGAGAUAAACAAAAAUUAUCACAUUCCUGGAAUUAUUCUACGACGCCGUUGUACGUUUUAGUGAAAGUACUCGUGUAGCCGCGAUAACGAGCUAGAAUAGAGAUAACGUACAUACUAACGAGUGAACGAUAGUGAGAAGGAAAAAAGAGAGAGAGAGAGAAGAAAAAAAAACGAAAAGUAAAUGACAAUAAAUCGACCGGACAGAAAGAAGAACGUCGACAAAGAAAAUUAUUCGUCGAUAAAAUUUCAUUGGUCGUUGUAUAAUAACUAUCCUACGUAAAUAAUUAUCUUUAACGAUCCUACGCAUUUUUAUCUGUUUAUGGUAUUAACAAGUAGAAAAAAAAAAGAUAAACAAAACAGAAACGAUCCGUGAGUGUUUUGCGCAUUUAUAUAUAUAUAUAUAAGUUAUGUUAUAGGUUUGUUGAUCGUACGUAACGUUAAUAUCCGAUUAUUAAAAAAACUACUGUAUUACUCUCUGCGUUCAAACACGUUCGGUGACCUUCGUAGGACAUUCUCUCAUUUCGAGGAUAUCUAUCGCUUUUACUAUCUCUUUAGUUACAAACGCUUACGCAUGAAUAUAUCAUUUCAACAAAGAACGUCGUAAUAUUCACGAAAAUAUUCAUUAAAUGUACGACAUCGACAACGAAUUUUAUUCGUUAUUAAUGAAAUUCUGUUUCGUUAAUUCUUUUCGUAAUAUUUAUUGUUAAUAAUCUCACGUUGUAACUCACGUAGUAUUCGAUUUUUUUUUUUUUUCAUUAUUAAUUCGUUGCGAAUCAGUGUUAAGGUGAAACGACAAGAAAAGAAAAAGAAUAAUAAAACGAAAGAACUUGGUCUAAUCGUAAAUCCGAGAAACGUUUCGUGUGAUCGAUUUUGUCCUUCGAGUACAGUGCUGUGACCAAAAAGAAAAAGAAAAAGAAAAAGAAAAAAGAAGAAGAAGAGAAAAAAUUUUGUGAUAUCUGGUGUUAUCCAAGUAACCAGCUAAAACCAACCAGCUAGACAGAACGAACAUCAUUGUAUCUCUCUUACUCUAUUUCUCACAGUUACAGAGUUGAUACAGGUAAACCUGCUGGAUAAAUUGAUCGAACCUCCGAUGAUAUCGAGUUAUCAACAACAACAACAACAACAACAACAACAACAACAACAACAAUACGUCGCACUCUAAGAUAAUCUCAUCCUCGUUGCCGAAGAAUCUUCUCGGAACAAACACCGAACGAACUCGAAUUACUGGGACGAGCGAUCGAACGAGGUUCUGACUUACAAAAGGUGUCCUGCGGCACGCGAUGCGAUUGUGCAGUUCCGUGGAUAGGAGUGGAACGUUGCCUGAGACGGAGAUAGAAAGUGGCUGCUGUGGAAGUAAGAGCAAGUGGUGCAUUGGCGAGAUGAGGUUGAUGCAGAGGCUAGCGAUCAGUGGACUUUUUUCGGUGAUACUGAUCGUUCUAUUAACUGGAACAUUCGUAACCAGACGCGACCUGACCAGUGUCGUUGAAAGAGGUGUCGCACCAGAGGAACGUGCGGAACAAGUAAAUCCAGCUUGGAUCCAGGAUAAUGCUGUACCUGUUGGCGGUGCUGGUGGUGGUGCUGCCGAUGGUGCUGGUGCUGUUGCUGGAGGACUUGCUGGGCAAGGUUUGGCUCGCGAAGAGAACAGAAUCGAAGAUAAACAAGAUCGUCGAAUGUUCACCCUCGUUAGGACGGUUCAUAGGCCUUCCGUAGUUUCUGUUGCCGUUGCACCACCACCAGCACCACUUCCAGGUCCUUACGUCGUUAGACCACCCAAUCCGCCAUUGGAUGAUGUCACUCAUCAACGACGUGAGAAGAUCAAGGAGAUGAUGAAGCACGGCUGGGACAAUUACGUGAGGUACGCCUGGGGGAAAAACGAGCUCAGGCCGAUCUCGAAGAAGGGCCACAGCGCCAGUAUCUUCGGCACGUCCACGAUGGGUGCGACCAUAGUCGAUGGUCUGGAUACCCUUUACAUCAUGGGUCUGCACGAUGAGUUCAAGCAAGGCAGGGAUUGGAUUGCCGAGAACCUGGAUUUCGAUAUCAAUUCAGAGAUAUCGCUAUUCGAGACGAACAUUCGUUUUAUGGGAAGUCUUUUGGCUUGUUACGCUCUCACGGGAGACGUAAUGUUCCGGGAUAAGGCGGCCCAACUCGGUGAACGGAUGUUACCAGCCUUCCAAACGGAAACCGGAAUUCCUCAUUCCCUCAUCAACCUCCACACCGGUGCCAGCAAGAAUUAUGGUUGGGCAAGUAGCGGAUGCAGUAUUUUGUCAGAGAUCGGUACGAUGCAUUUGGAAUUCACUUACCUGAGUGACAUUACCGGGAAUCCCGUCUUCAAGAGCAAAGUCGAGAACGUGAGGAAGGUGCUGAAGAAUCUUGAAAAGCCGAAGGGUCUCUAUCCAAAUUACAUUCACCCGAGAACUGGAAAAUGGGGUCAACAUCACAUGUCACUCGGAGGAUUAGGUGACAGUUUCUACGAGUAUCUGUUAAAGGCUUGGAUCCAAUCGGGAAAGGAGGACAGAGAAGCACGUGAAAUGUAUGACGAAGCAAUUGCAGCUAUCAGCGAGCACAUGAUCAAGACGUCACCCGGUAAACUCCUCUAUGUAUCGGAUUUGAAGUAUGACAGGCCUGAACACAAAAUGGGUCACUUAGCUUGUUUCGCUGGUGGUAUGUUCGCAUUGGGUGCGAGAACCUUAGAAAACGAAGUGUCGGAUAAAUACAUGAGCAUAGCCGCAGGCUUGACCAACACCUGUCACGAGUCCUACGACAGAAGUGUGACUAAACUCGGUCCGGAAGCUUUUCAUUUUAUCGAAGGAAACGAGGCGAGAAGUUUGAAAACUGGCGAAAAAUAUUAUAUCCUUCGACCUGAGACGUUCGAGUCGUAUUUCGUGAUGUGGCGGCUUACAAAGGAUCCGAAAUAUCGCGAAUGGGGCUGGGAAGCCGUCCAAGCACUGGAAAAACAUUGUCGAGUCCCAGGAGGAUUCACGGGACUCCACAAUGUUUACUUAGCCAACUCACCGAAGGAUGACGUUCAACAGAGUUACUUCUUCGCCGAAACGCUCAAGUACCUCUACCUUUUAUUCAGUGACGACGAUCUCAUUAAUCUGAACGAUUGGGUGUUCAACUCCGAGGCUCACGUGCUUCCAAUCAGAGGAAACCCUCUCUAUCGCCCAGCUCCCUCCAUGUAAACUAGAAUCUCAACUUCAUUCGAAGAUGACGUACCGCGAUCGAUGAUUCAUUCUGCAGUGAAAUAUAAAAUGCAGAAGAGAAAGAAAAGAUAAAAAAAGGAACGAGAAACUUGAUUCUACAAUGGAAGAGUUCAUCUUUACGUUUUCGAGAUGAAAAUUAUCAUGUGAUCGGUCGCAGCUUACAACGAGAGGAGUAGAGAAGUGCGAAUUACACACACACACACACACACACGAUAUUAUUCAAUAUAUAUAUAUAUAUACAUAUAUAUAUACACAUAUAUAUAUACAUACAUAUAUAUAUAUAUAAAUUAACAAAUAUUUUAGCUAAAUGAAAGGACGAAAGCAAACAGAGAGAAAAAGAAAGAAAGAGAGAAAGAAAGAAAGUGAGAGAGAGAGAGAGAGAAAUCAAUAUGUACGUAUGCGUGUGACAAAGCUAGAGAGAAAAAAAAUUAAGAACAAAGCGAACGUUAUUUAAAAAAUUCACGUUUGUAAAUAGCGUAAAGAACAUGUGCAAGUGAGAGAGUGAGAGAGUGAGAGAGAGAGAGAAUGGUAGGAUAAUUAUCGAAAGAAAGAGACAAACGGACAGACAGACAGACAGACAGACAGACACGUGUUUCAUUCCUGUCUCUUUAACAAUCCAGAAAAGAUGAAAAAAAAUGGCGAAUUGAACCGAUCACGUGUCUUUAUAACAAAAUACUGCUACUAUUUACUAUUAACGAAAAUUCGCGAUUAACUUGAAAUAUUCGAAUAGAUAGACGACAUCGCGAAUAGCUUAUACAUACGUAUGUACAUACAUAUCUGUGUACUUUCAGUGUGUUUUACCGCGCGCGUAAAAAAAAAAGAAAAAAAGAAGAAAAAUUAAAAAAUAGAAAGAAGAAAAAUAAAAAAUAAAAAGUCGAAUUAUUUUUUUCAAAUAUCAUUGAACUAUUCGAAUAUUUAAAGUGAGAAUUAUCGAUAUCGUCUAAAAGAAUAAAUCGAUUUUGAUCGGAUAUGAUCAUCUUCUUCUAAUUGGUUCAAAUUAUUGAACAUAUAAUAAUAGAUAUGUAAUAUCAAACGCAAGUGGCUAAUCGAACGAUCGGUAAUCAAUGACGAGUUCAUCAAUCACUUGUUUUUCCUUCCAAGGACGACAGUGAAUGAAUCUAAUAAUUUUAAAAAAACUUAGAAGACAACCGAGAAAAGAAAAAAAAAAGAAAGAAAGAAGAAAAAAGAGUAAAUGAAAAGAAGAAGAAGAAAAAGAAAAAAAUACCCGUCAGCCAAUCAAAACUAGAUAGCACUUCGUACGUUUUUCUAUCAUUGGAAAUCACGUUUUUUAAUCUCCGUUUGAUAAUAAUAAUAAUAGUAAUAAUAAUAUUAAUAAUAAUAUUAAUAAUAAUAAUAAUAAUAACGACGAUGAUAAUAAUAAUGAUAAUAUCCGAAUCAACAAAGUCAUCUCGUCAUACCUCAUAUCCUCUCUAGUGAGGUUCUCUCCUCUCCAUUUUUCUAAGGACUCUGCUGUGUGAGUGCCGUGCUAACUUUCUUCUCUUUUUACCUCUAUUUUCUUUGUUUUUUUUUUUUUUGGUUCUUUUCUAUAAAAUCAAGCCAAGUGAGAAAGAAAGAAAUAAAUAGAUAGAUAGAGAGAGAGAGAAAGAGAGAAUAUUUGUGCGUGUCUGUGUUGUGUUUGCUUUAAAGUGCGAGUGAGAAAUCUAACAUGAAGUUGAAUAAAACAAUUAAAAACGAAAUGAAACACCUAAAAGGAAAAAAAGAAAAAAAAAUGAUAAACAAAACAAAUCGUAGCCCUUUAAAGAUAAUAGCGACAAAUAGUGUUGCCUGUAAUAAAAAUAUAGGUGUGUAUAUAAAGAUUUAAAGGAAGGAAGGAAGGAAAGAAAUUAAGAAAAAGAAAAAAGAAAAAAGAAAGUCAUAUUCUGUACUGGAAUGUUAUUAGUUUAAUCGAUCGUAGGUAAAUUGCGCUAUUUGUUAUGUAUAGUAUUUGCAACGAAAGAAAUAUUCGAGGGGAGGUUGAGGGGUAGCAGUGGAAGUGAGACGGAGAAAGCGUACGUUGAAGCUAACUAUAUAAGAAUAAUUAUUAACAUCAUCUAGGAAAUAUUAUAAACAAAUAUCGUCGAGUAUAUCGAUCUUUUAAUCGAUCUUUAAAAAAGAUUGAUAUUAGAUUAUAUACUCGAAUGUUUUAGUUUUCAUUUUCUUUUUUUUUUUCUUCUUCUUUUAUCCUUUUUUUUCUUAGCUUCACGACGUGUCUUCACCAACUUGGAAUACGUGUGACGACGACGACGACGACGACAAGAAUGAAAGGGAAAAAAAAGAAAUAAAAAGAAAAAGAGAUAAAUAUUCUUAUGAUUGAAACUUCGAUACAAUCAAUUAAAACGGCCGGAAAGUUACUUAAUGUACACACACACGCGGAUUAUAACUAGUAGCUUUUUACACUGGGAUGACGUUUGAAAAAAAAAAAAAAUAAUAAAAAAAUCUAAACUUUUCAAACGUCAUCUCAGAACGAUUGACGCCGGAUACAUACUCACGCGCAUACUCACACACAAAAAAAGAAGAUACUCAUUUGCUAUGCAUGAAAGGACGAAAUAAAAGAUAAAUAAAUAAAUAAUUAAAGAAAAUAAAUAAAUAAAUAAAUAGAAAGAAAACAAGAAAGAAAGAAACGCAGACGACUGAAAAAGAAAAGAGAAAUUGGAAGAGGAUAUAGAAAAAAAAAGAAAUAGAAGAAAAAGAAGAAGAAGUGGAAGGAAGUGAAAAUGAAAAAAAAAGAAAGAAAAUAAAUGAUAAAAGUAUCAUUAGAUGACGUAAGCGAGAUCUUUGGAAGCAAGACGAGGUGAAGUUACCUCGCUGCCCGUAGAUAAAGAGAGACUAAUAUUUCUAAUAAAAUCUCAUUUAUCAUUUUUAUUACAUCGGUCGUCGUGCUUCCAAAUGAUUCGUUUUCCAAAUAAAUAAAUGAAUUAAGAAAAGAAAAGAAAAAAAAUGCAAGAGAAAGGAAAAGAAAGGACAAAGAAGCGAAUGCCGUCAAUUUUAAAAAGUCCUGAUGCUGUAUGUAUGUACGUGCGUAUGUGUGUCUUAUGUAACAAUAGUCGUAAAUGACGUUAGCGGCUAAUAAAUGAUAAGAGAGAGAGAGAGAGAGAGAGAGAGAGAGAGAGAGAGAGAGAGAGA